GUUAUUUUUUUUUUUUUUUUACCACGGAGGUUCCACCAUCCUUAUCUGGCGCAGUCGGCAGUUCAGUGGACAAUCUCGUUGUCCCUUGGAGGAAACACGAAAACACACAUCAAGCCAACAACGAGAUAGUGGGUAUCAACCCUUUAUCCACUGGAACCUAGGAGGACACAACAAAUCACAACAUGACGAAAUCAACAAGGAGAACGAGCAUCACUAACUUCCUGAUCGGGCUUAUAAUUCCUUCAAUUCAGGCACAAAUAAUCGAGGUACACAACUUGCCAACACACCAAAGCAUUUUACCACUGCGUUUAGGCCCCGCAAGAUUCGUCACAAAUCUCAACAGCUUUAUUCACAUCAUUAAUCUUGAAAACUACAAAACAAACAUUGACGUUAUAGAAUACAAUCUUGACCUUUUCGAGAAACAUAUAUUUGAACCUAACAUCGUAAGAAUAACUAAGCUAAAACUUGCAGAAUUAAAGACCAAGUUUUUAGCAUUAUACCCAAUUAAAAGACAGAGAAGAGGGCUAAUAAAUGGACUAGGUUCCGUGAUUAAAUUCAUAACGGGUAACAUGGAUGACCAAGACGCUAGAACAAUAAAUCAACAGAUAGAAAACAUUUACUCAAACCUAAACAACGUUACAUAUACACUUUCACACGAACAUUCAAUCAACUUUAAAAUGAUUGAAAGAUUCAAUAACAUAACAUCCCACAUAAAUAACGAACAGCACACAAUAGAAAGAUACAUGUCGAGCACAACUAAUAAAAUAAAACAGGAAGAAGACAUACUAUUACAAACACAAUACCUCAACCAGAUAAACUACAACAUCGACCUUCUAACACACCACUUAACAAACAUAGCUGAGGCAAACUCGAAAACAUAG
This is a messenger RNA of Stomoxys calcitrans (stable fly), 881 nucleotides long. RefSeq lists its product as uncharacterized. Bases 183 to 881 code for a protein of 232 amino acids. NCBI's taxonomy places the organism in Eukaryota, Metazoa, Arthropoda, Insecta, Diptera, Muscidae. The record is from RefSeq and is a predicted model, not a curated record. The transcript is spliced from 3 exons.